AUGGGCGCGCUUCAACUCGAGCGCGCGUGGCAGCCGUCCAGACCGCUCGAGGUGAUCCCGUGCAGCCCGGACAGCGCAGUUGAUGCCGAGGCCGGCAGUCACCGCAGCAGCUACAACAGCAACAACAACAGCAGCAGCAGCAGCGGCCAGGAUCCGAGAUUUGACUACGUCAACAGCCCCGUGAAGUGCUCGGCCGGCCCCGACCCGGCCAGCGACAACGUGCACCAGACCGGCACGCGCUACAGCUCCAACAACGCCGGCGACGGGCCUGAAAAGACCCGCGACCGCAAGAGCUGGUUCCCGCGCUUCAAGUCCAAUUGGCUCGGCACCUUCCGCUCCAAGCAGAUGUUCCACUGCUGCGAGUGCGCCGUGGUGCCGCCUGCCAACGGCAGCUCGCUCUCGAGCCAGGCCGGCCGCUACAAGGGUGCCGAGGGCAAGCACUGCCGCUGCGGCAAGGACCAGUGGCACCUCGCCAAGUCCGUGGAGGAGACCGAGUACAACCGCCGCAUGGAGAUCAGCAAGGCGCUCGGCGGCAUGCGCUACGACGAGGCUGUGCUGCGGUUGCGCAGCAUGGGCCAGUCCGAGCUCGACUUCAAGCCGUCCAAGCACAUCGUCAACCCUGGAUCGCCCACGCAGCCGCGCAGCACCCGCGGGUUUGUCCCUGCAUCGUCUUCAUCGUUGUCUGCGUCAAGUGUCAACCCGCCCAAGCGUGCGCGCAGCGCCUCAAGCGGACCGCUCCCUUCGGCCACUACGCGGGCCUACGCGGCACCACAGCUGAUGAAGCCCGAGCUUUCGACGCUGCCCACCAUGUCGUCUCAGAUGUACGGCUACGAGAACCCGGCCAAGCAGUACGGCACCUAUACUCCAGUGUACGGCAACAACGGCAUUGAGUACACGCAGGCUGCGCAGCCGCAACACCCCGGAGAGUAUGAGCAGCUCACGCAGGCACCGUUUGGUGACGAGGAGGGCUUCGGCGAGCUGCUGCAGGGCAUUCUGGAGGACGACCCUCGAGUAGCAGCCAGCGCGGGCAUGACACUCAGUCCGAACCAGCCCGGCACGUACGGGGCCCGCUACGGCUACUACACCGCGCCCCCAGCUAACGGUAGCGUGGCACCACUGAAGCGCACGAUGAGCAUGCCCUCGUACGCCAUGACGCCGUCCUUGAUGACUUCGCCGCCUCGCGAGAGCGUAGCCCAAGACUAUUACGCGGACCCCACUCGCCGGGAGAGCUUGAAUCUUGGGGGGAACCAGGCUUCGACGUACGCGAACUACCACCAGCCUGCGCUGCACUACCAUCAGCAGCAGCAUCCUGUAAUGCAGCAAUUCCCGUACCAACAUCAGCAGCAGGAACCGCUGUCCAACAUGGCGACGGCCACUUCAACUUCCUUCUCAACAUGA
This is a messenger RNA of Phytophthora sojae, 1398 nucleotides long. RefSeq lists its product as hypothetical. NCBI's taxonomy places the organism in Eukaryota, Oomycota, Peronosporomycetes, Peronosporales, Peronosporaceae. Bases 1 to 1398 code for a protein of 465 amino acids. The transcript has a single exon. The record is from RefSeq and is a predicted model, not a curated record.